AUUCAGUCAAAUAUUAUGCCAGUGCCUCACCAAAUGACAUCUGGAAGUUGAUGUUCUUCACUCCUGAACCAAAAGUCAUGCUGCUCAAUGAGGCUAAGAAGGCUGGCUAUGGUGUCAAGUCUACAGAACAUCGCUUGGUGCUGCGAAGUCCCUUCAACUCAGCUGAGACUUAUAUAGAGAAUGUGGCUGGGGUUCCCAUGGAAGUGUUUAGUGUGAGCACUUACUAUGUACCCAUUUAUGGCUUGAAUAUUGUGGACUCUGAUGCUGCCUGUCCUACUGGUGGCUUGAUUUUCACUGACAAGACAAUCACUUGGCAUGUACCCCGCCGCAUCACACCUGUAAUCAAAGGUGCCAUUAAGAUUUUGAAGAUGUACAUGGGCAUUGAUGGACAGAGACUGGACAAAUACCAGAUGGCUGCCAGAAAAUACACCUUGUCGUCCACAGAAUUUCACAUUGUCAUUGAGCUUCCAAUAGGAACACCUGAUGGGUACUACAAGAGUCUUGCCCCAGAUGAUCAGUAUCACAUCACCUUUACCGUUGAGCCCAUGUUGGAACUGGUGUGGCGUGAAGAGAGUACUCAAACUGACACAAAAUAUAAGGUCCUCUUUCCUAUUACAACUCCCCUGAUGUCCUGGCCUACUGAGUUCACAGGCAAUGCAGUUCCUGAGGAGAGGUUGUUUGAAAUCCUCCUGGGUACUUUUCUCCCUGAUGUGGAGCUGAUCAACAUCACCUUCAACACUGGGGUCUUUUCUGUGGCAGAGUGCAAUGCGAAAGGGUUCGAUGUUAAAGAGCACAGAUUUCCGAAUGGUUCAAAGUCAUUCCACCUGAAAGUGCCUUUCUUUGAGGAUGCAGUCCUUGUGCAUAAUCCUGAACCUUUGCUCACAACCUACAUCCUGCCUAUGACCUUUGGACUGCUCAUCCUGCCUGAAGAAACUCCAUUCUCCCAUGUAGCAAAGGCAGAGGUCUCUUUGCAGGAUGUUGUUCCCCCUGUGAUUACUGGUACAUGUGACCCGGGGUACUUCUAUGUCACUGUUGGGUAUGGCAGCCAAGGCCACAACUUUAGAACCAUAAUUGGCGAGAGGGAGCUCACCAGUAAGCUGGGUGAGACGUAUGGGCUGAUGAGCAACAGCACUCACUUCAGUUUUGUGGUGCCGUACAGUAGUGCCGACUCCAUAUUUGAGAUGGUUAUGUCUACUGCAGUCAGAGCCAGAAUUGAUUUAGACCUGGUGGCCUCCAAUAACUGGAAGCUUAAUGACUUCUCGUUGUCCUGCAGCUUUCCCUUGACCACAACUGAGUGUUACUCUAAUGGCACAAUGACUGCCUUGGCAAUGAAAGUGGAGUCUGUUCCCAAUAUGAUCCUCAGUCAUCUGACCCUGAGAGAUGAUUCCUGUAAACCGAACUAUAGCAACAACCACUUUGCUUACUUUUCCUUCGGUGUGAACAGUUGUGGAACCACAAGAACGAUGCUUGGCAACAUUAUGGUGUAUGAGAAUGACAUUUCUUUGGAUCUCAAGAGAUACACCAGCAAGUAUCCUGAUGUGGCAUAUUACAAGCAAACUGUUUCCUGCUACUAUCUGGUCAAUGUCACUGAAACCAUGGCGUUCCGUACCCGGCCGAGGGUAAAAGAUCCAUCUGCCGACAUUGGAAUGGGAUAUUUGAUUGUCCAAAUGAGAUUGGCUCAGGAUGAGUCAUAUAAGCUGUUCUAUCAAGUGGAGGACUACCCAGUGUCUAAGUAUUUGAGACAGCCCCUGUACUUUGAGGUUGCAUUAAUGCAGUCCAUGGAUCUCAAAAUGGAGCUUGUUUUGGAGAACUGCUGGGCAACUCAACACAAAGACAGGAGCUCUCUGCCUAGAUGGAACCUCAUUGUUGACAGCUGUGCGAACCUCGAUGACCCCUACUCGACAAUUUUCCAUCCUGUGGAGUUUGACUCAAGGGUCAACAUCCCUGCUCAUGUGAAGCGCUUUUCUGUCAACAUGUUCACCUUUGUUACAGAUGAGGUGGUUCUGAAAGAAAACAUUUUUGUACAUUGCAAUGCUGUUCUUUGCGACUCCAACAAUCCAUCUUAUGGAGUAUGUCGUAGCCAAUGCGUGAACCCCACAAAGACUGGUUUAAAAAAAUCCCGGACAGCUGAUCUUAAAGGGUCCAGAAAUAUCAACUACCAGGUGCAAGGUGAACAACUUUCCUCAGGACCUAUUCUACUCUCGGAAACUGAAUAAAAUUUAAGU
Messenger RNA from Hypomesus transpacificus, 2225 nucleotides. It is a transcript of the gene zpax1, whose product is annotated as zona pellucida protein AX 1. The transcript is spliced from 16 exons. Bases 51 to 2216 code for a protein of 721 amino acids. The record is from RefSeq and is a predicted model, not a curated record. Lineage: Eukaryota; Metazoa; Chordata; Actinopteri; Osmeriformes; Osmeridae.